This is a messenger RNA of Funneliformis mosseae, 510 nucleotides long. The record is from the annotation of a GenBank genome assembly. Lineage: Eukaryota; Fungi; Glomeromycota; Glomeromycetes; Glomerales; Glomeraceae.
AUGACACUUAAUUCAUCUAGUAAGACAACAGCGACGACAGAAAUUAGAAGAAACGGUAUUAAUACGCAAAAUUGCUCACCAAUCUUUAACGAACAGGAUCAUUUACCUCUUUCACAUAUACAAGAAAAGUUAAAAGGCGACGACGCUCCUUUGAAUGUCGACAGCUUUUUAAUUAAACCAAUACAAUCUAGACACACUACACCUACUUUUGUGAUUACAAGUAAUGAUGCAGUUAUCGGUCGUAUUAUGAAUUUAGUCGAUACUAUUGGAGUAGAUUCUACUCAAGGAACCACUCAAGAGACCGAGAAUACUUCCUCUGAAAAUCCAAUUGAAAAUGUGACAGAAAAGGAUGGUUCAAAAGAUAAUUCAAAAGAAGAACCAAUUGUUUUCAUGAAUGCUCGAGAGAAUAGAAUCGAAUCAAUGACGGAAGGUUUGAUCAAUUUUGACGAAAUAAUUAGCGAUAAUCUUAAACUUUCUUCAAACGAAUCAGCAGAAGAAAAGGAUAACACC